Molecule: messenger RNA, 432 nt
Organism: Closterium sp. Naga37s-1
Lineage: Eukaryota; Viridiplantae; Streptophyta; Zygnematophyceae; Desmidiales; Closteriaceae
Source: the annotation of a GenBank genome assembly
AUGGCGGGCGGAAAAACUCCUAGAGCGCUUCUCCGAACACUCCUCGCGACUCUCCUUCUCUCCUGCCUUCUGCUCCCACUCUCUCCGGUGCGCGCGUUCGACUUGGACUGCGCAAACGAGGCCAGCGAGUCCGUUGCCCCGCCGCCUGUAUGGAAGCGGGAGGCAGUGGUGCCCGCAGUGGUGCCCGCAGUGGUGCCCGCAGUGGUGCCCGCAGUGGUGCCCGCAGUGGUGCCCGCAGUGGUGCCCGCAGUGGUGCCCGCAGUGGUGCCCGCAGUGGUGCCCGCAGUGGUGCCCGCAGUGGUGCCCGCAGUGGUGCCCGCAGUGGUGCCCGCAGUGGUGCCCGCAGUGGUGCCCGCAGUGGUGCCCGCAGUGGUGCCCGUGGCCGCCCCGUCCGUGGAUGGGAAGGAGGUUAGAUUGAUGGAGGUUGUUUAG